Molecule: messenger RNA, 1291 nt
Organism: Monosiga brevicollis MX1
Lineage: Eukaryota; Choanoflagellata; Craspedida; Salpingoecidae
Exons: 2
Source: RefSeq, a predicted model, not a curated record
AUGCCGACUUCAGUACCGGCUGCGCCUGCCGCCUGCCCUCCUAAUCGUCAAAAACCUGCUCGGACGCGCACGAAAAAACGUGUGGUCAAGCUUGAUCAACAGCACGGCAUUGCCGCGGCGCGAAUUUUCAUGGACGAGAUUGCGUGCCUUGUAUCCCCCGUCUUUGAGUCUCCAGCAUGCUUCACGACAAAAGGCAGUCUGUGGAAUCACAUCGUAGCUGAGCAUCCCGACGAUCCAGAGGCCAAGCAGCCGCCUCGACGAGUCAAGCUGCAAAAGCCGCUGCGUGGUGCUGGGGCCCGCUGUGUCGAGGUCAUUGUGGAGGAAAGCCACGACGCCUCGGCAGCCGAUGUGAGCGAAAAUGAGGAGGAGCUGGAGGAGCAGCAGCGGUUCAAGCAGUUUAUCUCAAGCACCCAGGCCAUGGCCUCGGAGGCUGAGGAUAAGCGAUGCCCGCACGGCGUUCACCAGAUGCAUCCGUUCUACGACAGCGUGGGCAUGACGCUGGUCAUCAACGAGCUGAAGCCAGAGCGCAUGGUCGAACUGGGCCACAACACCCCGUCGGCACUCCUCGAGUCGGGCAUGCAUGAGCUGUUCUGGACGGCCUACGAGCAGCUCUCGGAUCAGGGCCUGGCCGCCGCUGCGGUGACGCGUCUGUUUGACGACAAUGAAGGGCAGUAUCAACAUCGCCCCAUGCGGCAAGUACAGCCGCAAACCGUCAGCAGGUACCUGAGUCUUGGAACACGCCUGAUCCAAUUCUUGCUGCUGCUGGAGGCCAUGCCAGCCCCCGAUCCGUCGAGCUUUCUGGGCCAGGUGCUUGCCAGCCGUGGCCCUGCGGUAAUAAAUGCCACUGCGGCUCUGAGUGCGGGCCUGGACGCUGGAAUGACCAAGAAAGAGCUGGUCGAGCCCCUGACGUCCCUGUGGCUGGCCCUGGUGGAGGUGGAGCUGAGCCUCUUUGACAACGACAAGGUGCACUUUGUCAACGUCUUCCUAUUGUGCACGGCCGUGUCCAAAGGAAGCGGCAUCCUGCAAGACAUCAGGCAGUGGACCACGACGCCCGCUGGACUGCUGUACGUUUUCAAAUUGUUCCUGCUUCGCCGUGGCAAGAAUGAGUCGUGGUCAGUGGCCAACGAGUUGAGGCCGUAUAUGCAGCCCGGGCGAUUGGUGCAUUUCUUGAGCCAGCGCAUGAGCAUGGCACGAACAGCGAGCGUGGCCGAGGGGCAGGCUGGAGUCGACGUCGACAUCCGAGCCGAUGGCGACGUGACGGACGAGACGCUGCGCACCAUUGUCUGCCGAG